UGCCCGGAAUGAAGCCGGAGCAGCGGCCAUGGACRCUCCACCUACAAGCAAAGGCGAAGAACUUCAAUUUUAAAUUCAAAGCAACGAAAUACUUACCCACUUGCUACAAUUUCUUACACUUCUCUAUUUUCCUCAAGAUUUCGCCUCUACUUAUCCGAGUGAGUUCUGAUAAUAAACCGACAACCACAAGCAGAUCAUUGAAAUCGAAAAUUAUCGGAGUGAUUGAGAAAGUUCGAAGUAGACCCACCAAGAGAAAAGCUUUUGCUGCUCCCAAGCCCUUGAGAAUCAAACGGUUGAAAUGGGUUUCUUGUGAGGGGACAAUAUGUGCUACCACUGUGGUGAUUGGGAACCUUGCUCUUUUGAUUCAGUCAAUCUCUGAGAAGGAUACAAAAGGGAUCAUCAUUCAUAGUUUGAGCAYAAUGUUGUAUAUCCUGAAACCAUUAAGGACAUCUAUAAGGACAAACGCGAGUAAGUUUAUGUUAAUUUCAAUUAUAGUAAUGGUGGGAUAUCCUCUUUGGUUGCAUUUGCAUAUGAAGRGCCAUUCAAGUUAUGCYGAAAGAAUCAUUGUUUCAAGAUACAUUAGGAAGGCUUGGAAAUGGGCUGCUUCUAAUGGGUUUUUAGGUGUAGUUGCGCAGGUAAUGUAGAUUUGUUCGGAUGAUAUUGUAUCUGAAAAUGCUACUACUUAUUUCUUUCUGAUAUCUUGUUGCAAGAGAACUUUUUUCCAGUUUCAGAAUUAACUUAUAAUGAGAGAU
Molecule: messenger RNA, 752 nt
Organism: Cynara cardunculus var. scolymus (artichoke)
Lineage: Eukaryota; Viridiplantae; Streptophyta; Magnoliopsida; Asterales; Asteraceae
Exons: 2
Coding region: 9-644 (211 amino acids)
Source: RefSeq, a predicted model, not a curated record